AUGGAGACCACCCCACUGCUACCUAGCCUUUUCAGGCACAAAGAGAAGCCUUUGGUUUUGUGCUCUCACGUAGACGACCUCAUCUUGGGAGGUGAACGAGAAGCAGUGGAAUGGCUUGUGUCCGGGUUGAAGGGUAAGUUUACUUUGCAAGGAGGAGAAAUAGUCCCUUCCAAAGAUCAAGGCCCUGGGGAACCAAUCAGGUUCCUGAAAAAGAGACACCUCUUCACGGAGGCGGGGGUUAUCGUGAGUCCCCACGAGCGAUACACUGAGGAAUUGGUGACGUUGUAUGGUUGGCAACACCGCAAGCCAAGGGGUACACCUGAUGUGAGCUCAGAGGAUUUCGCCUCAAAGGAGCUGGAUGAAAAAAACAAGCAUCGGUUUCGAUCGGCGAUGGGUACCCUAUUAUACCUUAGCCAGGAUCGGGUGGAUAUCCAACACUCAGUUCGCCAUCUGAGCCAAUACAUGUCGCGCCCUACAUUGGCGGCUGAAGUUGGGGUACGCCAUGUUAUCUUGUACCUGAAGGGCACGCCUGACCUUGGCAUGCUGCUGAGCUACAACAUGUCCAACAAGAGCAAGCUCAGCGAGAUUCAUGGCCGAGCAGAUCCUGAUGAUCUGAACACCGACCUUGUGGAGGUCUUCACAGAUGCGGACUGGGCAGGUGACAAAUCAGCUGGUGAGAAGAGGAGACAUUCAGUCUCAUCGGUGAUGCUCUAUGUCACCUGCAAGUUGGUGCUGGCAUGGUCAAGGACUCAACGAAGCAUUGCCUUGAGCAGUUGUGAAAGUGAAUAUUUGGCCAGCGUUGGUGGAGGUGCAGAAGCUCUUUUCAUUGCUGCACUAUGGGAGUUCCUGGUCAGAAAACCAACUCAAGCCAGGAUAGCAUGUGACUCGUCACCAUGCCGAACCUUUUCUCAACGACAAGGAGUCGGAAGGUUGAAGCAUGUCAACGUGAAGCAUCUUUGGCUUCAACAGAAAGUCAAAGAAGGAUCUUUGGAACUGGAUGCAAUCCCCACGGUCUUGAACAGUGCCGACCUUGGGACGAAACGAUUGGCAAAAGCUCGUCGUGCCUUCCUGAUGUUCCUCAUUGGCUUGGUCCAGUACGACUCCAACACCAAGAGCUACGCAGCAGUUGGUGAGGAUGAGUUCAAUACCUACCUCCAAAAGAAGGCAAUUGGGAAAACAAUGAAGUCAGUGCGACAGAUGAUGCUGGCUUCACUCUCCAGUGGAAUGGAUGAACUUCCAAUUCAACUAUCAAAGCCCAUGGUGAAAGCGGUGACGAUCAUGGCCCUACAGCCUUUGGUUGGUGCAUCUCGCGCUGAUGGCAUUGACUGCACGGUCAUGGUGCAACACUUUGAGCUGGUGGAGAUCUUCAUGGAGUUUCCAUGGUUUAUGCUCUUCUACGGCCUCAUCUUCCUGGUCAUCGGUAUUUUCAUGGGGUACUACCUGAAGAAGGCGACCCACGUCUUCGAGCUGAACACAUCGCUGAAGUGGGCGACCGAAGUCAUUGGUCAGAAGCAAGAAAUGAGGUAUGUGGAUGAUUGGGGUCCUGAACGCCAUGAACUACGACAGUACCGGAUUCUGAGAUCAGUGGAUGAAGCUGAGUCCGGAGAAGAAUACUUUAGAGAAUGCCCACCCAACGCCUUUGACCUGACUUUGGGCGAAGGUGGUGAAGAAGAAGACAUGGAAGUGGAUGAGCUGAUCCCUCCAACAUCAGCUCUACAACCAGCAGAUCUUCAUGGACCUGGUGGCGAUGGAGCACAUCAUCCUGGAGAAGUACAUGGUGCGGAUGCUCAGAAAGCCAUACCAGAGAAUACAUGA
Molecule: messenger RNA, 1815 nt
Organism: Cladocopium goreaui
Lineage: Eukaryota; Dinophyceae; Suessiales; Symbiodiniaceae
Source: the annotation of a GenBank genome assembly